CAUGCUCCCCCACCGGUCUCCCCGUUAUAUACUCCGAUCCCACCACCCCCUUCCCAGGAGCUCGACAUCGCGACGUCGACGUACGGGCCCUCUCCUUCGUCGUCUCGAUCAGGCCUCUCGUCUCGUCUCAGUGCCCUCAGCCUGCAUGGAUCGGCGGCCGGAGGGCAGCAGGGCGAGGAAGCGCGCGCGGGAGGAGCCGGACCAGGCGGCGGACUUCCCCUUCGACGAGGCGGCGGCCGCGGCCGACGCCGGGGAGGCGUGGCGCAGGCCGCCGGGCGUGUUCCAGUUCCCCUGGCAGAAGUGCCGCGGCGGGCUCGGCGUGGCCGGCGGCGGCGGCUGGGAGCUGCGGGACGUCUUCUUCCACUCCCUCGUCGACGGCGGCGCCGCGGCCAUCGGCGUGCCGGGCGACCGCCUCGUCUCGCCGCCGCCGCCCAGCAAGCAGCGCGCGCUCUUCGACGACGUCGACGCCUGGCUCGCCGCCGCCGCCGACGGCGAGGUCGACCCCGUCUGGCGGUCGGCGAUCAGGGGCGCCGGGCCCUCCGCGUCGGCGGUGUGACGAGAAGAUGCAUGACGUGGGCCGUGGAGGGCCCCCGUCGCCGGUGGCCCCGCGUGGCAUUCAGUGCGCGGCGCCGCCUGGCCCAUCGGCCCCGUGAAGCUGGCCUGGGUUGGCACACGGGCCUGUUGAUGAUCACGAUCAAUUUCCUCCUGUAUAUAUAUGAUGAUUGCUGCCAAUAAUUAUUUACUCUCUCUUCAUUUUUAAGCAUCACUUUAAUAAUCACAAGUCCUGUUUCCAAAUA
Triticum aestivum (bread wheat) is the source of this 797-nucleotide messenger RNA. RefSeq lists its product as uncharacterized. Bases 2 to 556 code for a protein of 184 amino acids. Lineage: Eukaryota; Viridiplantae; Streptophyta; Magnoliopsida; Poales; Poaceae. The record is from RefSeq and is a predicted model, not a curated record. The transcript has 2 exons.